CACACCAAGUUAUUCACAUCAAACACAACUAACUAAAAAGUUUCAAGACACAAACCGAAGAGAGGAAAAGAGAGAGAAAGAGAGGGGAGCACAACAAUGCCCACUUCAAUGCCUUGCGUGACUCGAGCCAAGCGCUGCUUGCAUCCCGAUUGCUACGAUCGCCUCGGUCGCAAAGUCGGACUCGAACUGGAACGUUCGAAGCGUCCGCUGAAGCAGCAGCUGCUGCCGUCGUCGACGGAACAGCGAGCAGCCAAGCAGCUGCGUUUGCGCAUCUGCGAGAAGCAGCAACAGGAAUCGCUGUUGCAACAACAACGCGCUGUCGGCUUUGAAUUGUCCUCCGGCACCGGUUCAAAGUCUCUGCACAAGCCGCGUGCUCUGCCACCCGGCACAGUGGCGCCACCUGCCCCACGCAGUGUCAUACGCCCGCCGGCGAAGCCCACAAAGCGCAAGGGAUGCGGUGGGGAGGCGACCUACUUCCAUGUGCUUGGUCAGCCCUGGGAAUCGAAGGGAUUCGCUGAACUGGCCAAGGAGGAGGUCGAUCGCAUGAGGGCAGCGCGUCCACCGACAGCCGAUGAGUUGCUGGCGGAUCAUGAGCGCCAUCAGGAGGAGGAGCGGCUCAACAAGGAGGAGGAGGAGCGAGUGCGCACCUAUUACCAUGAGAUCGAUGAGGCGAGGCGGGAGCGAGAGCUCGAGGCGCAGCGACAGAUCGAUGCGGAGGCCGAUGACGAUGAUGAGGUGAAGGCGACAGAGGCUAGGCGUCUCAUGGUGCUGCACAAGUCGCUGCAGGCCCGUUAUGCGACCGACCAGCGUGUGCAGACCGCAGAUAGAGCGAUUGGCGCCGCCAAAUGCAGCGCCAUGUGGACAGCGCAAAUCGAGGAGCGGGCGAUGAUCGAGCGACUGCAGGAGCAGCACGACGAGGAGCAGGCGAAGAAGGACAACGCAUUCAAUGAGUCCAAGUGGGGCACGCUGCCGCAUCAGGAGCUGCUGGCGCACAAUAAGCGCCUCGAGUUCGGCGCUGCUGUGCGCCAGCAGAUCAACGAUCGCCGGCAGCUGCGCCACCUGGCCGAGGAGCGUCGCCGCGAGGAGUCACGACAGAUGCGCGACGCCUUCGAGGAGUUCAAGCGCUUCCAGACGGAACAAGCGCAGGCGAGCGGCCAACGGAAGCGGGACUAUCGCAAGGAGCUCUUCCAUUACAUACAACUGCAUCAGGACUUCAGUCGCAUGUUGUGCGAACAGGAGCGACGCGACGAACUGCGCGCCAACGACUUUGUGCUGAAGAAGGAGCAACAACGCUUGGAACAGCGACAGCAGAAGGCGGCCAUCGAGGCGGACAAGGCACGCAAACGUGAUGCACUCUAUGUGAUCCAACAGAAGAUCCUCGAUGCCAAGGACAAUCGCGAGGAGAUGCGUCUGCUUGCCGAGCACGAACGCCUCGAGCGCAAGUAUCGCAUGGAGGAACGUCAGGCUGUGGAGCAUCGGCGACGUCUCGUCUCCGAGCUGCGUCUGGGCAAUCGUCUGGCCAUGGAGCAGAUCAACAAGCUGAAGGCAUGCUACUACACACAACGACAACGGGAAAUGGACGAGGUGAAGGAGGAGCGUGCUCGCUACGAGCAACAACAAAAGGCCGAACAGCAGCAGCGACUGGGCAAGAAACUGAGUCUCCAUCACGGUGUCACAGCGCAAAUGGAGGAGCACGAGAGGGCGCGACGUCGCGAUCUUGAGCAGGAGCGUGUGGCCAGCGAGCGAGCACGUGUUCUGGAGGAGCAGCGACAGAAGGAGAUCGAUAUGGUGAUCAGCGUGAAGCUGGACGAGUUGGCCAAGAAGCGUUGUUUGCCCCACAAUGCGAUACAAUCGCUGACGGCGCGUGUGGCCAGCGGUGCCAGCAAGAAGCUCUCCAAUCACUUUCAGCCUUAAGUGAGGAGGUGGAGAAGGCGGAGAAGGAGCAGAAGGGGAAGGAGGCGGAGGCGGAGCAGCAGGGGAGGAAGCGAGCGAAGUUGUGUUAUAUUUGUUGAUUCUGUUUAUACAGUUUGUUGUUUCUGUGUUUGGUUUCUGUGGAGUGGCAACAGCAACAAUACAACCACAACUCACAAUUGAUGGCACACACACACACGCACACACGCACGCACACACACAGACAACGAAGCGCGGCAUUAAAACUUGAAGCAUACUUUGCGGCGACAA
This is a messenger RNA of Drosophila albomicans, 2181 nucleotides long. RefSeq names its product trichohyalin. Lineage: Eukaryota; Metazoa; Arthropoda; Insecta; Diptera; Drosophilidae. The coding region runs from base 97 to 1914 and encodes 605 amino acids. The transcript is spliced from 2 exons. The record is from RefSeq and is a predicted model, not a curated record.